Penicillium griseofulvum is the source of this 1170-nucleotide messenger RNA. RefSeq names its product SGNH/GDSL hydrolase family protein. Lineage: Eukaryota; Fungi; Ascomycota; Eurotiomycetes; Eurotiales; Aspergillaceae. The record is from RefSeq and is a predicted model, not a curated record. The transcript has 4 exons. Gene Ontology annotation, molecular function: hydrolase activity, acting on ester bonds. The coding region runs from base 1 to 1170 and encodes 389 amino acids.
AUGCCCCAGUUGGUCGAGCCCGCUAAUCUACCUCCUGCUCCAUUUAAUGGAUCCACCUCGGUGUUCAGUAAUACUACAAUUCGUCAAACCCUGCAGGUUUCAUUAGCUGCACAAGAGAUUCGUAUUCGACUCUCUAAUGCAUUCGGCGCAAACGAUCUCAAGAUCUCCAAAGUGACCGUCGGCCUGCCGGAAAAACCGCAGGUAGGGACCAGUGGUCUACAGACAGAGACAGUGAAACCCGUAUCAUUCAAUGGAAGCCCAGAUGUGGAGAUCCCAACUGGUGGACUGGCUGCGUCAGACCCGAUAAAGUUCCCUGUGAAGGCCCAGUCGGUUCUCAUGAUCAACAUAUACCUCGAAGAGGGCCAGCAAGGCUUCUCUAUCACUGGUCAUCCUGGAAGUAGAACAAGUUCAUACCUCGCUUUUGGGGAUUGGACUGGCGCAAAGAACCUCACAGACUCAUCUUUUAAGAGCACAGAUCAUUGGUACCUAAUAAGUGGAGUCGAGGCUUUACUACCUUCCAAGUCUAGUGCAUUCGUAAUCAUUGGUGACAGUAUCACCGAUGGACGAGGAAGCACUACAAAUGGCAAUAAUCGUUGGCCGGAUCUGUUGCUAGCAAGAAUGCAAAAGCAUAGACCCACAUCAACCAUCGCCAUUCUCAACCAAGCCGCUGGUGGAAAUCGUAUCCUACAAGAUGGCCUAGGUCCAAACGUGAUCAGCCGUCUUGACCGUGACGUCCUAGCCCAAUCGGGUGUGCGAUAUGCGAUGAUCUUCGAAGGCGUCAAUGAUAUCGGUGUCGCUGCUAGUGAUACAGCCACACAGGCGGAGAUCGAGAAGAAACUCAAGGCGGCAUAUAAACAAAUCGCGACACGGGUGCAUGCCCUAGGCAUUCCGAUAUUUGGCGCCACUAUCCCACCGUUCGGCUCAUCACCGACGUCCGACUAUGAGCAACCUUACUCAAGCGUUGAGCGGGAGAAGACUCGUCAACAAAUCAACAAAUUCAUCCGGCAAAGUGGUGUAUUUGAUGAGGUACUGGACUUUGAUCGGGCAUUGAGGGAUCCGCAUGCACCGUCUCAGUUGCUGGAAAAAUAUGAUUCGGGAGACCAUCUCCAUCCUAAUGUGGCGGGGUAUCAGGCGUUGGCUGAUUAUUUCCCUCUUGGGGUAUUCGAGUGA